Scleropages formosus (Asian bonytongue) is the source of this 3176-nucleotide messenger RNA. RefSeq names its product protein FAM234A-like. The transcript is spliced from 12 exons. Lineage: Eukaryota; Metazoa; Chordata; Actinopteri; Osteoglossiformes; Osteoglossidae. The record is from RefSeq and is a predicted model, not a curated record. Bases 591 to 2270 code for a protein of 559 amino acids.
UCCCGCCUGCCCACCCAGUGUGCGCGGAGUCCUGCCCGACGCCACGCGCCCAGUUCCGGGUGUCUUGGCGGAGUGCUGUGGCGAAUUCGCACAGAUAUAGAGGCGCCGUAACUAGACUGAACGUAACUGUGUAACUGCGGAUUCUUUGUGAGAGUCUCCUUCUGCUCUCUGUCUGCCUGCCUGCCUGCCUGCCUGCCGAGUCCGCGCUCCAGCUGUACCUGUGGCGCGUUCGUGACCCGCCGGGCGCGUGACGACAUUUGGAUUGUCGUUCUCGAGCUCCCCGCCCGCCCGCGAGACUCGUCGCCUCAGAGUUCGCGCUGCUGACGCGACUCACUCAGCUUAUCAUUUUGAACAUUUUCCGCCAGUUGCUAGACUCAGAGGGUCCGAAGUUGUUCAUAUCUGUGGCGAACUUGGUGAUAAAGAGUCCGUGGAGACGCUUACUUUACUUUUACUGUUGCGGAGAGUAAACAAACUGAAACGACGUCGAGCCAAGAUUCGUCUCGAAGAGUCGCAGCGCAGCGGCGGCAGGUGCUGAAUGUCAAGUAAAAGACUUUUCUGUUUUCAGUAAAGAAAGUGUCAAAACUAAUGACAUGCCGGAGCUUACAGACAACAGCGCAGAGGCACAGCCGCUAAAAGAGGAGAGUAAUGCCAUCCCCCCAGGCAAGGUGGAGGAGGAAUAUCAGGAAGGCCGUCGCUUUGCCCACCUUUCACGUUGGCGCACAGCAGCCUUCUUCCUCUCCUUGUUCCUCUGCCUCACGGUGGUCUUUGCUUUUUCCUUCAUCAUCCCAUGCCCUGUCCGACCUGUUUACUUACGCAUCUGGAACCAAACCUACGCCGAUGCAGCUACAUACAAUUUCCUUGCUGUUGAAGACGCAAACAAAGACAAAAUCCUUGAUGUUGUUUUUGUCCUCAAGGCCUCUGUUGGCAGUUUGAAUACGUCUUGCACCAGUGAAGAUUCGCCCUGCUUGUUCUUCUCGGCAGCGGCAGGCACCAAUGGACAAACCUUGUGGGAGCGUGCCUUAACCCCUGAGUUUCACUGGGCACAGUGUGGAUUGAGAGGACUAGGGGGCAUGGACACCGGCUGCCUGAUUGCACACUCUCAACAGCUGACCGCCAUUGACAAACACACUGGGACCAUCCUCUGGCAGCAGCCACACCUGCCGAGCUUCAGCAGUCAGCUGCCGGUUCUCAUGGUGCCAGACCUGGAUGGAGACGGCUUGGGUGACCUGGUUCUGGUGGGGCCGGGGCCAACACAGACCAAGCUGAGAAUAGUGUCUAGCAAGAUGGGCAGUCUGAUCGGCUCGGAUGUGGUUCUUGAUUCCACCAAGACUUUCAAACACUUGAUGCACACCACGGCAUCAGGCUCUCACUACCUGCUGUUUCAGACAGGUGAAAUACCUGCCAUUUUAGACUGGCAAGAUGUAUUGGCCCCAACAGGUUCAGGCCUUUAUGCUCAGGCCCUGUGGAAGGUGGCAGCCCAGGCCAGAGCGGGAAGUGAAGCUGGCCUGAAGAGAGACCAGGUGUGGGAGAAAAAAGCUAAUGACACCACUGGACAGGUUCUGCUCUACAGUUCAGAAUCACUCCAGCAGGUGGUUCAGAUUCCCAAGGAAAGCAGAAGUCCCAACCUGCUCUUGGUAUCUGCGGGUUCUGUUGAGCUUGUGGAUGGAGAUAGGCUGCAGUCUCUCUGGAGGGUCAACAUCAGCAGAGUCCUCAGUGAGCCUACCACAGGAUACUUCAACAAGGAUGAUGUUCCUGAUGUUGUGAUAGAGGAUGAUUCUGAUGGUGGCACCAAACGGGUGAUGAUCCUGGAUGGCAACUCUGGGGCUCUUCUGUGGGACAUGAUUUUGCUGAUCCGACCCAACACACCAGUGCCUACCUCCAUCAGGACCAUCCACACCAUCUCAGUCUUUGUGUUCUGGGGAGAAAUGCCAUCCCAGCAGAACAGUUCGAGCACCAGCAGAAAAGACCGCUUCAUCUACAUGCUGCACCCUCAGCAACCCUGUGCUGUCCUGGAGAACAGUGCUGGCACUGAGCACAUUGUGUCAUUCAGGACAACCCUGCUGGAGAGAGGGCGGCAUGCUUGCUUCAUCACACUGAUGGGCUCUGAGGGAGCAGGGCAAGAUGGGCUGGAGAAUGGUGUCAUGCUCACCAAGCGCAAGCUGAAGGAGGAUGUGCCAAGCAGCCGCGUGUGUUGGCUGGGGGAUGCAAGCGGUAACGAUCAGGCUGUCAAAGCGGCUUUUGAUAAACUUCGCUUCCGCCAGAACACUUAAGAAACCUGCCCCUCUAACCCACCCCCUUACCCCAUCCUCCAUGACACUGACACAGACAAGGGUUGAGAACAAGGCUCCCCUUCUGCCCCAAGAAAAUCAGCACGAAUGGUUCUGGUCCCUCUCUUUCCUGUUGGGAGGGCAUUCCUGGGCUCUGUUGUAAAGAUGAGCACCCCUGUCAUGAAACACAUCAGGAUCAGCUAUAGUAGGAUGCCUUCUGCUGUUACUACAACCUGGGAACCUGGAGGUCACUUAGAGCUUGUAACAUGACUCUGCCCCAAGGUAGGACAGUGCCCCCACAUGGUUCUCCUUGAGGGGUAUGGCUUUAGGUGUUUCUGACCAGUUAAACCCAGGCAGCUUGUAGUAAUAGUUUAAACCAAGAAAGAACUGAUGUAGCUGGGCACACAAGUACUGUGUGAACCCUUGCAAAAUGGCCCUUAAAUGUCUCCAAAAGUUGCAUAGUUAUAAUGAUAGUGUAAAAUGUGAUUGUUUGCAUAGCAGAGUCCAUCCUUUUUGCGUGGGCCAGUUCUACAUCAUGUUUGGAUGAUGGAUUCAUCACUAGACUUGGUGGUGAAGACAUUCACAUCCUGGAAUCCAGAAAGUAGGAGUGCAGUCCCCAGGCAAGUAAAGUGCCGUAAAGCUUGGCCCCAUGUCUAAAGGACAGUAGAAAUGGAGAGAUCGGGACAAAAUCCCUCAGGAAAUUCUCUUUGGUUUCAGAGAGGGAAGCGGUGAUAUCAAAAGGGGAUGGGACUUACUGAUCCUGUAAAAAAUACAUGGAUGGGAAAAACUAAUAACAUAAAAUGCACUUUGUAAAGUCCCAGGAACCUAUGGAACAGGCCUUAGGGGCACCAGUUUGUCUCUGUGGAUGUUGUACUUGUGAGUGUGCAAUAAACAUUUUAUUUUUCAGAA